AACAUUUUCACCGAACCAUCUUGACGUCACUUCUUAUGAGAAUUUGUCAUUAACAAACCAGAUAUCAUGGAUGAUACCCUGUUCCAACUCAGAUUUACUACCAAACAGUUAGGGAGGUUGGCUACCAAGGCUGAAAAAGAACAAAAGAAAGAACAAGCAAAAGUUAAAAAGGCUAUAGCACAAAAGAAUAUAGAAGGAGCUCGAAUAUAUGCUGAAAAUGCAAUAAGAAAAAAGAAUGAAGGUUUAAAUUAUUUACGAAUGGCAGCACGAGUAGAUGGAGUGAGCGCUAGAGUACAAACUGCAUUAACAAUGAAAGGGAUUAUGAAGAAUAUGGAAGGUGUAACAAAAGCAUUAGAUAAAGCCAUGUCAUCCAUGGACUUGGAGAAGGUAGAACAAGUAAUGCAGAAAUUUGAGAAACAGUUUGAAGAUAUAGAUGUCAGAACUUCUACAUUGGAAAAUUCUAUGGGAGCAGCAAUGACAAUGUCAACACCUCAAGAUCAGGUAGAUCAAUUAAUACAGCAAGUAGCAGAAGAGGAAGGCCUAGAAAUGAUAGACCAAUUAAAAGACCUCAACCCCAGCACAUCAUCCAUCAGUGCAUCAAAAACAGCAGAACACCAGAAAGAAGAUGAUUUAUCUCGAAGAUUGCAGUCGUUAAGGAAUUAAUCAUGGACUUUUUUACAUAGUUUAGUCAACAUACUAUUUAUACUGUUACACGAAGGAUCACUGACAAUAAUCACAUCUAAUUACAAUGUAUUAAUUUUAUAUACCUGUGUGUGAUAUAAAUAUUACACAGCCAAGUAACAUGGCUGUAUUUGAUUGUGUGUUAUCUUUUACUGACAAGAAAGAUCUUACAUUUAUUUUGCAUUGAAUGCAAAAAAAUUGUUGAUGAGAUGAAAGAAGAUUGAAAAUAUCUGCUUUGUAUUUGAAUGAAAAAAUUGAACUUUGAGUAAUGUCGCAGAUUUAGAGAUGUCAAUUUUAUUUAAACAAAGUAUUGGAGUAUUAACCUUGGUUAAUAAGUGAUUCUCAUACUCUUGAUCACAGAUAUGUAUAUAAAUGGAGAUAAGUUCAGUUUUAAGAGAUUUCAUAUUCUGAAACAAUUUCCUCUGUGUAAAGUUUUUUAUUAUAAGUAAAUGAACAGGUUACAUCACAAAAGCAAAACUUUUUAUAACAGGAUAAAAUAUAUUAUAACAUUUUAUCAUAUUUGGAAA
Molecule: messenger RNA, 1208 nt
Organism: Mytilus californianus (California mussel)
Lineage: Eukaryota; Metazoa; Mollusca; Bivalvia; Mytilida; Mytilidae
Product: charged multivesicular body protein 1a-like
Exons: 8
Coding region: 67-663 (198 amino acids)
Biological process (GO): protein transport; endosome transport via multivesicular body sorting pathway; late endosome to vacuole transport
Cellular component (GO): multivesicular body; ESCRT III complex
Source: RefSeq, a predicted model, not a curated record